AUCGCCUACUGGACUUAAAUAAUUGUCUUUUGUUAAGCCCAAAAUUGUUGACCUUUCUUCCUUGUUCCUUCAUUCGUUCUCUACUACAAUUUUUUUCCUGAAUUUUGCUCCUACAAGUUAUGGAUGGAACAAUUUUGUUAAAGGGAGUUAUAUUCACGUGCUUAAUUGCCUGUACAACUGGUAGAGAACUCAAAGUGAAGGAUCAAGGGACAAUCUACAAUCACACGCUUGCCACCAUAUUGGUGGAAUAUGCUGCAACGGUCUAUGUGUCAGAUUUGACAGAACUAUUUACUUGGACAUGCCCAAGAUGUGGUGAUUUGACGAAGGGGUUUCAAAUUUUAGAGCUCAUUGUUGAUGUGAAGCGAUGUCUACAGGCAUUUGUGGGGGUGGCUCCAGAUCUUAAUGCCAUUGUAAUUGCCUUCCGAGGCACUCAGGGAACCAGCAUACAGAACUGGGUUGCAGAUCUAUACUGGAAGCAGCUUGAUAUAGAAUAUCCUGGAAUGGAAGAUGCAAUGGUUCAUCAUGGAUUUUAUUCUGCUUACCACAAUACAACAUUACGCCCUGGAGUGUUAAGUGCUGUCAAAAGAGCAAAAGAGCUGUAUGGAGACAUUCCCAUUAUGGUUACAGGGCAUUCAAUGGGAGGGGCCAUGGCUGCAUUUUGUGGAUUGGAUCUCAUAGUAAAUUAUGGGUCACGGGAUGUUUCAGUUAUGACAUUUGGACAACCUCGAAUAGGGAAUGCUGCUUUUGCGUCCUACUAUAGCAAAUGGGUGCCAAAUACAAUUCGUGUCACACAUGAACAUGAUAUUGUGCCUCAUCUGCCCCCGUACUAUCACUAUUUCCCUCAAAAAACUUAUCAUCAUUUUCCUACAGAGGUGUGGCUCCAUAACCUUGGGUUUGGACUUCUUUCUUAUACCGUUGAAAAGGUCUGUGAUAAUUCUGGGGAAGACCCUUCUGGUAGCAGGUCAGUGACUGGUAAAAGUAUUAAGGAUCAUCUGAGGUAUUAUGGUGUAAGAUUAGGAGGUGAGGAUGGAUUCUGCAGAAUUGUGGAACGUGGUCUUGCUGCAUAUGGCACAGUAGAUGUUGAUGGAAAUGUCAUUCUAUCCAGAGAUAUUCCUGCUUCUGUUUUGAGGAUGAAUGUGGAGUCAAAUGAGAAAGGGCGAUCGGUAUAGAGGUUUUUGGGAUUAUUUCUUGGCUUUGGGGAGGUGAAUACCGGUCCCUGGUAAGGCUUAAAUUGGAGCUGUAUACCCUGUCAAUUGUGCAGUUUGGUCAUAUAUUUAGUUCUUUUUUCUUAUGUGUACAUAUAUAUUCUAUUCUAUGUAAAUAAACAAGAAUUUUAUUUACUAUUGUAAUGAACUCCGUGUCAGCCAUUAUGAUACAUUCAGUUACACUAAUGAGAAUUGUGACUGUUCAAGUUUGAAA
Molecule: messenger RNA, 1419 nt
Organism: Lycium barbarum (goji berry)
Lineage: Eukaryota; Viridiplantae; Streptophyta; Magnoliopsida; Solanales; Solanaceae
Product: lipase-like
Exons: 10
Coding region: 120-1169 (349 amino acids)
Biological process (GO): lipid metabolic process
Source: RefSeq, a predicted model, not a curated record